Alternaria burnsii is the source of this 1248-nucleotide messenger RNA. RefSeq lists its product as uncharacterized. The transcript is spliced from 3 exons. The coding region runs from base 1 to 1248 and encodes 415 amino acids. Lineage: Eukaryota; Fungi; Ascomycota; Dothideomycetes; Pleosporales; Pleosporaceae. The record is from RefSeq and is a predicted model, not a curated record.
AUGUCUAUUAUACUUGAAGGUGCUAUCCUCCCUCCGCAUCUUCUCCAAGACAAGCCCGCCUCGUGGCCAAGUCCCUAUUACCCUCAGUACUACCCCGCGCCCGGCUCUUCACCUCCCUCAAUGUCUCCACAGUCGCAUCACUCGUACAUGCCACACUUACCAGAAAGUCCUCUCCCUUCUCAAGAUCUGAAUAGUCAGCCGACUCCUGGCUGGUGCCCCUCGAUUUCAGCCCCAGAGUACCAUAGCGAGACCAGCUAUGUCUCGUAUCCCCACUAUGUGCCUCCGCAUACAUCAACUAUCAACCUAUCGCAGCCCGCCCCUACGCUUCAAUACUCAACGAGGGCUUCAGUUUCCGCUACGCAGCCAUCAGCAGCCAUCUCUCCAGGCACGGUCUACUCCCGGGACUCAGUAGUACCAGAAUCUACACGUCCUUCAGAAGAGCCUCAGUCCGACGCAAGAAGUGUGCCUCGUCAGUCCACGUCUCGUUUUAGGAGACAGUCCCGCCUCAUGGACCGGUCUCACAGUAACUUAGACUCACUGCCUUCAGCAGCAGUAGACGGCCCAUGGAUGAACGCACUAGGCAUCCACUCAAGCCACGAUGCAUACUACUCAGCAUUCCCGACUCACAGUCCACAGUUGAGUGAACCGUCAACAGAACUAUCAUCCAACCAGAUGACAUCACCACAACCGCGACGCUUGUACACACCAAUCGCCCCUCUACCCCUUGAGACACCUCGGUCGCAUGCGACCAAGAGGUACCGGGAAGACGACGAAGAAGAUGAGCCUAAGCGAAGAAAGCGAUCAGACUCGCAAAUGUCAACACAGUUCGAGCUCAGUGAGGAAGACAGACUACUGCUACGGCUCAAAGAAGAUGAGAACAUGCCAUGGAAGGACAUCGCAGCGCGCUUUCUGACAGACCUCAAUAAGAAUUAUCAAAUACCAGCAUUGCAGAUGCGUAUCAAGCGACUGAAAGAGCGCAUGCGCAUAUGGGCCGAUGCAGACGUUCAGGCACUGCGCAAGGCACAUGAUUACUGGGCAUCAAGCAAGUUCGAUAUCAUCGCACAAAAGAUGCAAGACUUUGGUGCUACAGAGAAGUGGACAGCACGACAAUGCUCACGCAAAUGGCAGGAGGUCGAUCCUGCGCCCAUUCCAUAUGCCCAAUUUGAGCACCACAUCCAGCAGGGCUUUGCUCCCUACGCGAUGAGCCCCAUCGAGCCGUCGCAUAGCAACUACUUCCUGCACACCUAG